AUUGCGUGAUAUAAAGUCAGAAUUCUGACUUUUUUUCUCGCAAUUCUGACUUUUUUUCUCGCAAUUGCGAGUUAUAAAGUCAGAAUUCUGACUUCUUACUUUGCUUGCGUUGCCUUUCAUUGCGACUGACCAUCAGGAUUGGUGCUUCGUUAUUAUUCUACAUAAAAUGGAAGACUUCAUAAAGGAUUAUUUUCAGCGCGGAUUUACAAAUAAAGAAAUUUUGAUUUUACUGGAGGAGACACAUAACAUAAAGAUUAGUCUCCGGACAUUAGAGAGAACAUUAUGCAGGAAUCAGUUGUGGCGGAGGCGCAAUAAAACUGAUGAAGCUGAAGUUGCACAUUUUAUACACCAACAGCUUCAGACAUCAGGACGGCAGCACGGCUAUCGCUGGAUGCACCAGAAAUGUUGGAUGUCGGGGAUUGUUACAGACAGAGAAACUGUCCGUCAGUUGAUGCGACUGUUAGAUGGACAAGGAGUUGAUCUACGGGCGCAUGGGCGUCUGCGGCGACGCGUGUAUAACAGUCGCGGGCCAAAUUAUGUUUGGCAUAUAGACGGGUAUGAUAAAUUAAAACCUUACGGAAUAUGCAUAAACGGAUGCAUAGAUGGCUUUUCAAGAAAAAUGAUCUGGCUUGAAGCGUACAAAACAAAUAAUAACCCACGAGUAAUUGCAGGUUAUUUUAUACAAGCUGUUGCUGAUAACAGAGGAUGCCCACAAAGAAUUCGCAUCGACCAUGGAACUGAAAAUACUCAUAUUGCAGAGAUGCAAACAUUCUUCAGAGACACUGCAAGUGCAGAAUGUGUCACACUUGGUCCAAGCACUGGGAACCAGAGAAUUGAACGAUGGUGGUCCACCUUGAGAAGCCAGUGCAUACAGUUUUGGAUGGAUCAUUUUGACCAACUAAAAGAAGAUGGACACUUUGUUGACACUUUUAUUGAUAAAUCUCUUAUCCAGUUUUGCUUCCUGCAUUUCAUUCAGGAAGAGCUAGAUGAAACGGUCAGUGCCUGGAAUAGCCACAGGAUACGGCCAACUCACAAUCCACGUGCCCCCAGUGGUCGACCUUCAAUCAUGUUUGCUGUUCCCAUCUUAUAUGGCGUGCAGAAUUACUUGCAUCCAGUUGCAGAAAUGAAACUGAGUAUUUGCCAGGAGGAGUGUUUAUUUAAAGACUAUCCUUGUGAUGAAGAUGUCUUUCAACUAUGUGUAGAACUCAUGGCUGAGCAUAACCUUGUCAUGCCAGAUGAUGUUUAUGAAAUUACAGACCUUUACCUCCAACUUCGUGAACUGAUCCUUCAAGGACUGGACUUGGAGGACUAGAAAAUUGUAUAUUAGCCUACUCUCCUCAUUAUAAGCUAUUUGAAUGUAAUGUUGCAAUAAUAAUAAUAAUAAUAAUAAUAAUAAUAAUCAUAUUUUUUUGCAUUAAAUUUACAUCUGUGUCUGCAACCACAAGAGGGACCCUCAAAGUUCUGAAAGGAAAAGGAAUGGCCUCAAGCUGACUAGCUGUGCUAA
This is a messenger RNA of Ctenopharyngodon idella (grass carp), 1504 nucleotides long. RefSeq lists its product as uncharacterized. The transcript is spliced from 2 exons. Lineage: Eukaryota; Metazoa; Chordata; Actinopteri; Cypriniformes; Xenocyprididae. Bases 167 to 1312 code for a protein of 381 amino acids. The record is from RefSeq and is a predicted model, not a curated record. Gene Ontology annotation, molecular function: nucleic acid binding.